Molecule: messenger RNA, 1202 nt
Organism: Benincasa hispida (wax gourd)
Lineage: Eukaryota; Viridiplantae; Streptophyta; Magnoliopsida; Cucurbitales; Cucurbitaceae
Product: protein RGF1 INDUCIBLE TRANSCRIPTION FACTOR 1-like
Source: RefSeq, a predicted model, not a curated record
UUAUUCAAUUUUGUUCCAAUUCUCUCACAAAUUGGCAUCUCUUUCUUCUUUCUUCUCUCUCUCAUUUCUCUCGUGAGAGAGUUAUGUCAAUAAGGCAAAAUAUCACAUUGUUUCCGAUUCCUACUUUCAUUUUCGCACAUUGAGCUUGGAAUAUAAUUUAUAAUGAUGAAGCAAAAAUCAGUAAUGUCGGCGCCGCCGUGGCUUGAGCCAUUACUGACGACGCCGUUCUUCUCAAUCUGCCACACGCACGGCGACGCCGCCAGAAGUGAGCGGAAUAUGUAUUGUCUUGAUUGCCACUCUGACGCAUUUUGCUUUUAUUGCCGCUCAUCACACCACAACGACCAUCAAGUCAUUCAGAUAAGGAGAUCUUCAUAUCAUGAUGUGGUGAGAGUGGCAGAAAUUGAAGAUGCUUUGGAUAUAAGUGGUGUACAAACAUAUGUGAUUAAUAGUGCUAGAGUAAUGUUUUUGAAUGAAAGACCUCAGCCAAAAGCUGGUAAAGGAGGAGCUCAUAUUUGUGAAAUUUGUGGAAGAAGCUUAUUGGAUCCUUUUCGUUUCUGUUCACUUGGCUGUAAGCUUGUAGGGGUGAAGAGAAAUGGGGAUGCAAGCUUUAACUUGGAGGCAAAGAAAGAGGCAAUGGGAAUAGAAAGAAGAGAAGGAAUUUCAUCAAGGAGAAGAAAAGGCAUUCCUCAUAGGGCACCUUUUGGGUCCUAAUUAAUUAUUGCCUUCCAAACCAAUUCUUUGAAGGCUUUUAAUCAUUCUACAUACCAUAAUUUGAGGUCUUUGUCCAUAAAAAUAUAGGGCACUCAUGGUGGGUAUGUCCCUAAAAAUAAAAAUAAAAAAAAUAAAAAAAUAAUUUCAUAUUUUUUUUAUAUAAAAAAAUUAGGGUAUAGGGGGAAAAAAGGUCUUCUCUUUCUAAAGCUUUGGGUCCCAUAUACAACAAAUUCUAUCUUGAGGAUGUGAAAGAAGCAAUAAUGGAGGAAUUGUUAUGUUGAUAAUUGUAAGGUGUAUAUUUGUUUAUUGAGAAAUUAAAUUUCCCCAAAAAAAAAGAGGAAAAAUUAGAACAUGUCCUUGUGGAGUCCGUUUCAUAGUUUUCGAGGGCCCACUGACCACAUGGGUCGUUUUAUAUAAAUAAAUACUUUAAUUGUAUUUUAUUAUUAUUAUCAUUAUUUUUUUUUAUGGUUAAACAACCAUAUUCAUCUUUA